Molecule: messenger RNA, 3987 nt
Organism: Alosa sapidissima (American shad)
Lineage: Eukaryota; Metazoa; Chordata; Actinopteri; Clupeiformes; Clupeidae
Gene: klhl32
Product: kelch-like family member 32
Molecular function (GO): protein binding
Source: RefSeq, a predicted model, not a curated record
UUGCUAUUGAGCAUGCAUUUCUGUGCACACCUCCGUUCUUCUAGCCAACAGUAAUAGUUUUUACUGAGAGUACACUGGACAGGACUCAACUGUUACGCAGACAGGAUAUGUAGCCUAUGUUGUUGCAGCCGCAACCUUCCUUCAGCCUGAAUGAGGUAUUUCCACAUUAAAUACGGCCACUGGGAUCCGAUCGACUGAGGAGGAAGAACGAAAGGAAGAGAGGUGACAGCCAACAGGCAUCUGAAGGUCGUUCUGUCAUCGGAUCAAUAGCCCCAGGGACAUGGCCAGGAGAGGGGUGGACACCAGAGGCAGAUGAGUCCAGGAUCUAGUCACCUGCAUGGCCCCGUGGAUCUGCAGCGUAGUGAGGGUUUACCAGAGCUAAGUCUCAGACUUGCCUACUUUUGACCAGGAUGACCAAUAGGCCGGUCCGCUCUGUGUCAGGGUGCACCACCACUGCCAACUACUGGGCUAUUAUACGGGAUCAGUGAAGCUAUCACGAUAAGUGUCAAUCAGCCAGACCAAACUUCGUCCCUGACUCCAUCCACCCCCAACAGGAGAAUGCCCUCUGAGCCUCCUCUCGGUUCCCAGGAGCUGCUGACAGGCCAGAGGCUCUGUCAGUCCAAGUCGCACCAGGACUCCGUCCUCUCCGCCCUCAACCAGCAGCGCAAGGAUGGCCUCCUCUGUGACGUCACACUGGUUGCCGGGGAGCAGAAGUUCCAUGCCCACAAGGCGGUGCUGGCAGCGUGCAGCGAUUACUUUAGAGCCAUGUUCAGCUUGUGUAUGAUGGAAAGUGAGGCGGACGAGGUCAACUUGCAGGGGGUGACUUGUGUGGGACUGAAGCACGCCCUUGACUUCGCUUACACAGGACAGAUUGUGCUAGAGCCGGGGGUGAUUCAGGAUGUGUUAUCUGCUGGGAGCCAUCUGCAGCUGCUGGAGCUGCUCAGCUUGUGUUCCCACUACCUCAUACAGGAGCUGAGCAUUCUGAACUACCUGGACCUGUACAGGCUGGCCGACCUGUUCCACCUGCCAGCGCUGGAAGAGGCGGUAGUGGGCUUCCUGGUGGAGCACCUGGCUGAGCUGCAGCACUCCCACCAGGAGGAGGUGCUGUUGCUCCCCUACCGCCUCCUCAAGGAGGCGCUCAAGAGUGACCGCCUCACCUCACUCAGCGAGGAGGAGAUCUGGCAGAGAGUUGUGGCGGGCGGCGAGGUGGAGCAGAGCAACGGGCGCACGUGUGCGGUGCGGAGCGCCUGCCGCUACGACCCGCGCGCUGACCAUUGGACGGACAUCGCGCCCAUGAAGGCGUGCCGGGAGCACUUCGUCCUUGCCGCGCUCGACAGUUUCCUCUUCGCCGUGGGCGGACGCAAUGAGCUCAGGCAGGUGCUGCCAUCCGUCGAGCGCUACUGCCCCAAGAAGAACAAGUGGACGUUCGUCCAGCCAUUCGACCGCUCGCUGUCUUGCCAUGCCGGGUGUGUGGCGGAUGGGCUACUCUGGUUCUCAGGCGGAGUAACAAACACAGCCCAGUAUCAGAACAGAUUGAUGGUGUACGACCCUCUUCAGGACCAGUGGUUGGCACGUAGCCCCAUGCUGCAGCGGCGUGUGUACCAUGUGAUGGCCGCCGUGAGGAGGCAGCUCUACGUACUGGGCGGCAACGACCUGGACUAUAACAACGACCGCAUCCUGGUGCGAAACAUCGACUGCUACCACAUAGACGCCGACCAGUGGACGCGCUGUUCCUUUAGCUUGCUUACAGGCCAGAACGAGGCAGGGGUAGCAGUCCACGAGGACAGGAUAUACGUGGUUGGAGGCUACUCCAUAUGGACUAAUGAACCGUUAGCCUGCAUUCAGGUGCUGGAUGUGAGCACCGAGGGGGCGGAGGAGGUGUUCUACGGUCCCAGUCUGCCCUUCGCCUCCAACGGGAUCGCCACCUGCUUCUUACCUGCGCCCCACUUCUCCUGCCCCAACCUACAGACUCUACAGGUUCCUCAUCACAGGAUAGGAACGCUUUAACACACACACACACACACACACACACACACACACACAAAUCAGAUGCUCUAUGAAGAACUAUAAACAUCUCCUACUGCCUCAAUACACCGAGAUGCAAAUAAAACCAACACAAACCCACUUCCUGAGCCCAGAGCCUAUGCGAAGGCUGCUGGCGCGACGGCCCUUCGGCAACAUGUCUUAGUAAUUCAACCAUGUGGGUCCAGCUUGUACGCGCUUUGCUUUCUGGAGAGAGAAGACACAAGGCUGGACCCUGGAUCUCUGUGGAGGAACGCCAGAGAUGGAAAUCAGAGAUUACUGUGUCAAAACACCAGAAGCAGUCAGUCAAGCCCCUUCAUGACUAAUGCACUAUUUGAGAUUAUACCAGCUGUCUCCCGAUGAAACCAUGUGUAUGUACUACUAACAGUGCCUGUUUCAUUGCAACCACACUAGUGUAGUUCAGUGUCUCAGUGUCUUCUACAGAGUGGCUAAGAAUAGUUACAUAUUGAUUGAUAUGUUAUAUUUGCAUAUACCAUGAAUAAGUACUGAGUAUGGCUGUGUUAUACAAUGAUAAUUAGUGUGCUAGAUUGUAAUUAAUGGUUAUGAGUUACAAUGUACGGAGGGCACAGUGGUAUGAAGUGUUAUUUGACAAGCAUUUCUGAACAGUGCACAGAUAAACAGGUAGAUUGCCCAGACAACCCCAGUGAGAAGAAUUUUAAGACUGCAGAUCUUGUAGCAAGGGCUUUUUUGUGAGCUGCUGGUGUGUGUAUCCAGUGUCACGCUUGUGUGUGUGUGUGAGCGGUGUUGCCAUUCUCACCGUAUCUCUCAGCGCCCUAGCAUCUUCUGACACAACAGAGGGCUUUUGUGAUGUCCUCCCGGGCACCCUGGCUCUCGGCAUCUUUACCGUUCAGAUCUCUGGGCAGUUUCAGCCGUCGUCCCAGCAUGUCCAGAGGCACCGUGACCAAGGCUCUCCCGUAUGCUUUUUUUUGCCUGAGCCCCCCCCCCCCCCCCCCCCCCCGCGUGCCCACGCCCGCCUGCCCACCCUCUUGGUCUCCUCUUCUUCUUGGAGUGAUCAGGCAAAACUAUUUGAAUACCAUCAACCCCCCGCCACACACACACACACACACACACACACACACACACACACACAAGAGAGACAAGGCAUGUGCUGAUGGUAAUGAGCAGGAGAUUACAGUCCAGCUGAGGAAAGGCAAAAAGAGAAGAAAAAACCCACAGGACUGAGCCACUGCGGAGCUCUUACUACACUGGACACCCUCCCCCAAGCCUCUUUUUCUCUUGGGACUGCAUAAGGACCAGACAUUACUGAGCUUCUCUAGUCAUUCCAACCCUCCUCUGGCUGCAUGUACUGUGUGUGGCAGAGUCCACUCUUCACUGAAGAGGAGGCGCUUUUGUAAUAAUAAUUAUUAUAACAAUAAUACCUGUUCUCAGGAUUUAAGGCUGUCUAUCAGUUCUUUAUGAAUGUGUCUAACAAGCAACUACUUUACUAACUCUUUACUCAAACUCUCUCCACCUCAAGUGACAUGAGCUUGCCACUGAAGAUGCCAUAUGCUGUCAAUGUCCAGUGACAUGACUGUCAUGUUACUGUUUUUUUGUGGUUGCCAAGACAACCUGUGUCUUGUCUGUAUGACAGCGCCCUCAACCUCAUUUUUCAGAACGCUUCAGUCAAGUGUUUAUUGUUGCGAUGUUACCAAAACCGUCUGCCAGCACAUCUUUUUGGAACGUUGCUAAUUAACUAGCUAAACCAUCAUGUCAGUGUUAUGACAGAGGGGACCAGUGAAGUGGUUCCCAAUGGCCACAUAAUAUAGCAAUCUUUACAUUUAUCAACAGAAGUCUUUGAACAACUCUGAGAGAUUAUAUUAUGCCAUCUUCAAGUUGUCCCGUUGUCUUAAAAUACAAAUGACCAUUCAUGCUUCCCGUGUUAAGGUGAUUACAAUACAUUUUUAUAGAUAUACAUAACAUCAAUAAAGCACGGCAGUGAAGCAA